UCAUCCUAACUCCUCUCUCUCUCUCUCUCUCUCUCUGAUCUAUAAUGGGAAAUGCAGUGUCUCAAUGUUUCAGAGGAAACCCUAGCUCCCCCGUGAAGCUAAUCUUCUGGGAGGGAACAACAAGAAUCCUCAGGGGAAAACAUAUAGCAGGGGAGAUCAUGUUCGAGUUCCCAGACAAAAUGGUCUGUCAUUCGGACUCAUUCUUUAUCGGACACCGGGUCCCUGCCUUAGCCAUAGACGAUGAGCUUCAGAGUGGCCAAACCUAUUUGGUACUUCCCAUUGAUACCUUUGCAUGCGAUCAUGUCAUCUCAGCUUCUUCUCUUGCAGCCUUAGGGUCAAGCCCUAAAAAUUCUCCCAUCAAUUUUGGGGACUGCCAGCGGCCUUUCGAGUACUUAAAGGGUGCGGAUGGAAGAGUUUUGAUUAAGGUCGUACCGGAGUUCAUAACAAGGCUUAUAACAAGAGGUAAGGAUGUUGGAUCAUCGAAUAUUAGUACUAGUCCUAGUAAUAAUUAUAUUCUUUGUAGCACGCCAGAGUUGCAGAAGCACUAUGAACAGCUUGUUGGGACGUCCAAGGAACAAGUAUGGUCACCAAAGCUUGAAACCAUUGCAGAGCACAAGAAUAUUAGGUUCUCACCUUGCAGAUUUAUAGGGUUGGAGUGGAAACAGAAAGAGAUCAAUGAAAACUAGUAAAAGUAAUUUCUAUAUAUCUAGAGUUUGUGUCAAUGGUGGAAGAAGAUACAGCUAGCAAGCAUGUGUAAAACAUAUAUAAUGAUCAUAGAUUUUUUUAUUUUACGAUUAAUUUUCUAAGUACUCUUUGUUGUAAUAGUGAUAUCAGGUUCAUUGUCGAAAGAUUCCCCUGAUCAUGGUUGCAGCAUGCAAAUGGUUUCAUACAGAUACAU
Messenger RNA from Carya illinoinensis, 898 nucleotides. RefSeq lists its product as uncharacterized. The record is from RefSeq and is a predicted model, not a curated record. Lineage: Eukaryota; Viridiplantae; Streptophyta; Magnoliopsida; Fagales; Juglandaceae. The transcript has a single exon. The coding region runs from base 45 to 686 and encodes 213 amino acids.